AUGUCGGCUCUGUCUGCGUCCCUAGCUGCCGCAGCGGCGGCCGCACGGGCCAGUGAGACGUCCAGAGAGUCCAACAAUGUUGCUGUAACCAAAGCCAGACCACCGCAACAUACACUGGUCAAGCCAGCUCCAGCCAAACCACCGCGACCGGUCGCCCGACGACCAAAACAACCCGUUAAGAUCACAGUCGAUACGUCGGUCGCUAACACCCCUGCGCCGCAAGGCUCCUCAGCCACCUCUGCGGCUGCUGCGGCUGCCCGACACUUCAAGAAGCAGAAAGAUGAACAGUCGUCUCCAAAGCUCUCACCGCAUCACCGACCCCCUGCCAGCCAUAGAAACAGCGGCGAGUCCGCCAAGACGCCGAGCUCAGACUCCCGACCGGCCAGCACAACUUCUACGAUCCCAGUCACACCGGUUUCCGCUACAACGCCAUCGUCAACUGUAGCAGCCGCAGCAUCCGCAGCAGCUAAGCGAUCGUCCACUUUCAACAAGAGCGUACCGACGCCCGUCGUGUCGGAUAUCAUGAAGAAGGAACAGGAGGAAAACCGAGCGGCGGCGGCGGCGGCGGCGGCCCAGGAGAAGGCCACACAAAUUAUUCGUGAUCUUCCGUCUCCGUCCAACUCCGUGCGGUCCAAGCGACUGUCACAGUCGUCACUCGUGCCAGUACUCUCCGACGAAGACAUUUACAACCAUAGGCGCUACGCCCGCUCGUCUCAGAGUUUUGCCACGAUCCCCACCGACGAAGACUCGCCAGGCGAAAUGGGCGACUUCGAAGAUAACAACCAAGUGCAUCGAGAACGGGCUCGAGGAAUCCAGAGCGCCGCCAAACACGCAAAUCGACUGUCCCAGACGUCCAUGGACAGCACUCACACAUCUCAGCAGCUGCAGCCGGUCGUGUCGCCGCACACAGGCCUCCCUCAGGAAGGGUCUGUGCUGGCAGCAGCUCUCAAGGCUGGCUCCAACGCCUCCAGCACAAUGGAGCGCAUUUCGCUGACCAAUGAAGCCAAGGAGAGAGAGAAGGCCGAGAAGCGGCAACGCAAGGACGCAAAGGCUAAAGCUAAGCUUCUGGCCCAGGCAAACGCUGUGUAUCAACAAAGCACCAACGAGAGUCACCAUGCCCACCAUCAUCAAUACCACCAGGGCAACAUCUUCAAGCGGGUGAUAGGCAAGUCUGGUAAGCCCAUCGACCCAUUCCAGGGCUUCUCGCCCAACUUCAGUGAACGACCUGGGGAGCAUUUCCACAAUCACCAGAGGGAGAUGCAAGGAGCCCCAGACGGAAUUAGACGGUCAAUGGAUACUUCGCGGCAGUCCAUUGACGCUCCACGGCAGUCACUCGACGCUGCUCGACAAUCCAUCGACACUCCACGUGAGCUGACUACUAAUGAUACCUCGCCUAUUCCCAUCCAGCCAUUGAAGUCGCAUGACGCAGGGGCUGUUUCUGAUCUGCCUACGUCCCUAGAUGAACCUGGACUCUCGGGUCAUCCGCAUCUCCAGCAGUCGUUCAGCAAUAAUAACGCCUUGCAGACGGUCAAGUCGUCGACAGAUGACUCUAUGUCUAUCGCUAGUUUGGACUCUGUUGAUGACAGUGGACCCGGCCGGCCUCCUCUGCUAGCGCCCAUACCCAUUAGAAAUGCAUCCAUCAUUCCGGUGAGCUCCGAGUCCGAGUCUGAAGACAUCCGACGAGGCCACCGACGUCAUCUGAGCUCGUCUCAGUCACAGCGAAACUCUCUGCAGUUUCCCAUGUCUCCCACAUUUUCUGCAUCUCCUGCCAAGCAGCUGAUUACCCCCGAACAGUUGUUGCCGAAGCGACGACGAGGUAUUGCACGAACACCUUCAGUGUCGUCUUCAGCGCCUCGGUCGUCGUCGCCAGUGAUCUCUAUUCCCUUGGAGCGAAGUAGUACUCUGCAAUCCACUCUGCAGGGGUCUCCUAUGAACUCUCCCGUUGCGAAGUCACCUGUUUUUUUUGAGGGUAACAAUGGAAGCACGAACGGUGGUCUGGGAAGUUCGAUGAGCAAUAGUCCACCUGAUAGUGAGCUUGCAUUGACUCCCUCUGAGUCCACUGCUCACUCGUACUUUGCUAGAGAGUACCGAGAGCCCAAGUCGUCAUCUACUCGAGGUGUUGAGGGUGCCUCUCGUCUUGCCAAGAAGCUGCCUCAUCGCCACCUCGCUGCUGGAGGUAAGAGCAUUGUCAAGAGCAUUUGGAACAAGGCUACCCCAGAUGCUCCACCGCCUCCUCCUGUUUCUACAGGUGGUAUGAAGACAUCGUUGCGUAAGCAGCCCAAGAAGAAGUUCAAUGAGGACAAGCCUUGGAAGCACCAUAACGAUGCAGACACCCUGACUGAUGCCGAUCGAAAGCGAUACGACGGUGUUUGGGCUACCAACCGAGGGGCCCAUGUUCCUUACUACAUGGAGCCGGAGGAGUAUGACAUUUUGAUUGACGAAGAAGAGUUUUACGAUGAGGGCUUCCUGUCCGAUUCAGACUUCACUGACAGCGACAGCGACGACGACUCGGUAUCUUCUGCUGAGUACAUCAUGUCUGGAGAGAACAUUGGUAAUGAUGACGUCGUUGUGAGUGACCAGAACGACGCUGUGCAUGGAUACAUUGUGUCUCGUCUGUGGCGACGAUCCCGACUCCCUGAUGAACGUCUUUCUGAUAUUUGGGAGCUAGUGGAUCGAUGCAACGACGGUACACUGGAUAGAGAAGGCUUUCUUGUGGGCAUGUGGCUUGUAGACCAGUGUUUGUAUGGUCGAAAACUACCCAACAAGGUCGACCCACGAGUGUGGGGUUCUGUUGGCCGUCUCAACGUCAACAUCAAGAUUCGGCAGAAGGAACCCAAGCGGAACUCUGCGAAGCGGAAGGCUCGAAGAAAGGUCCGACGCGAUAGAAAGGAGCUUGUUCGGGAGCGUGAGCGAAACGAAAAGGAGCGCAGGAAGGACGAAAAGAAGGAAAAGAAGGAUGAAAAGAAGGACAAGAAGGACGAUAGGAGAAGAGACAAGAAGAGGGUGGGAGAGGCGUAA
This is a messenger RNA of Yarrowia lipolytica CLIB122, 3018 nucleotides long. RefSeq lists its product as uncharacterized. Gene Ontology annotation, molecular function: protein binding. The record is from RefSeq and is a predicted model, not a curated record. Lineage: Eukaryota; Fungi; Ascomycota; Dipodascomycetes; Dipodascales.